Messenger RNA from Protopolystoma xenopodis, 783 nucleotides. Lineage: Eukaryota; Metazoa; Platyhelminthes; Monogenea; Polystomatidea; Polystomatidae. The record is from the annotation of a GenBank genome assembly.
AUGGCCGCAGCCAAUUCUCGACAGAAUUUCCUACAUCUUGCCACACCCACCUCGGUCCAAUCCCCUGUCUCUUCGACUCUCACUGAAAUUACACACACACACACACAUACACAAACACACUCAUCUACUCAAUUACACACCGACGUGCACACACUUGCACACAUCAGCGUGUACACAAUCGUAAUGUACACGCAACUUCGGUACUCAACUACACACCGACGUGCACACAUCAGCGCCUACACAAUCGAAAUGCAUACAGAAGCGCAGCCAACUUUUACGAAAAAAGGUUUCCACCUCUUCGACUUUUGCCACCGACGUGCACACAUUCACACGACUAUACGUCUGCACCUUCAUGAUGCACACGUCGGCACACACACAACCUUCCCAAAAGAGGGAGGGGUGUUAGCUCGAGUCCGGCCCCCUACACCGGCUGCUUCGGUAGCUUUCUCUGCGUGUCCAGUUGCGUGUGAAUGUUGCGACUGUCUCGCGAAACCGGCCGAAAGCACCGACAGCCCCGUCGAGGCGGGAUUCGGAGAGACACGACGCCGAGAGUGUACACAAUCCGCCGGACCAAGAGGGCGGGCGUCGGCAACUGAAAAGGUUGUGUACAGACUCAACCUCUUCGGCGGGCCAAGUUGGGUCUUGAAGCCAGCCUCGUCCGACCAGAAGUGGCCAAAUCCCAAUGGCAGUUCACACUACGACAUACACACACACGCACACACACACAAAUUCAUCUAUUUAUCUUCUUCACCUGUCGGUCGAAGGGUGAAAGGAUCAAGAUGA